GCAGGAAUGAUUGCGACUAUCAGUCUAGAGCUCACUGCCUGACUGAGGAGGUGAAAGUUACGCCACAGGAAGAUAAACCGCAAAAAGACAAUAUUGCAUGUAGUAAAUACGUGGUUUUUAAAUGUGCAUCAGAUGAGCUGUACAGGGGAAUUCCUCGCGUCGUGAAAGAAAAAAAAAGUAAACAGAAAAUUCGGUGGAUUCGAGUUCAGAAGAGAUAAACCGCAGAGAGAGAGGAGGAGGAAGAAUAUCUGCGCGUGUUUUCAUUGAGUUCUGCGCUCAGUCGUCUCGAAGAGUCAAGACUGAAGAUGCUCUUGGACGCAGGACCACAGUAUCCCACCAUAGGAGUCACUACUUUCGGCUCCUCUCGGCAUCACUCAACAGGAGAGGUGGCGGAGCGGGAAGUGGCGCUUGGGAUCAACCCGUUCGCGGAUGGCAUGGGCGCCUUCAAGAUCAACCACAGCUCCCACGACAUCGGCUCGGGGCAGGCGGCGUUCUCAUCACAGGCUCCCGGAUAUGCGGCAGCGGCCGCCCUGGGACACCAUCACCACCCGACGCACGUUGGUUCCUACUCAACGGCGGCGUUUAACUCCACCAGGGACUUUUUGUUCAGAAAUCGGGGCUUCGGGGACGCGACCGGGGCACAGCACAGUCUGUUCGCCUCUGGAAGCUUUGCGGGGCCGCACGGACACUCGGACGCGGCGGGGCACCUGCUCUUCCCUGGACUUCACGAGCAGGCGGCGAGCCACGCGUCCUCCAACGUGGUGAACAGCCAGAUGCGACUGGGCUUCUCAGGGGACGUGUACGGCCGGGCCGAUCAGUAUGGCCAUGUCACAAGCCCGCGCUCCGACCAUUACGCGUCCACCCAGCUGCACGGAUAUGGCCCCAUGAACAUGAAUAUGGCUGCGCACCACGGAGCCGGGGCCUUUUUCCGCUACAUGAGGCAACCCAUCAAACAGGAGCUCAUCUGCAAGUGGAUCGAACCCGAGCAGCUGACGAACCCCAAAAAGUCGUGUAACAAAACUUUCAGCACCAUGCAUGAGUUGGUGACCCACCUCACGGUGGAGCACGUUGGGGGGCCCGAGCAGACGAACCACGUCUGCUUCUGGGAGGACUGCUCCAGAGAGGGGAAGCCCUUCAAAGCCAAAUACAAACUUGUAAAUCACAUCAGAGUUCACACGGGAGAAAAGCCCUUUCCGUGCCCGUUCCCAGGCUGCGGCAAAGUGUUUGCACGAUCGGAAAACCUAAAAAUUCACAAAAGGACUCACACCGGUGAGAAGCCUUUUAAGUGUGAGUUCGACGGCUGCGACAGGAGGUUUGCAAACAGCAGCGACCGUAAGAAACACAUGCACGUCCACACGUCGGACAAGCCAUAUCUGUGCAAAAUGUGCGACAAGUCUUACACGCAUCCCAGCUCCCUCCGAAAACACAUGAAGGUCCACGAAUCCACAAACCCAGGAUCGCAGCCUUCCCCAGCGGCCAGUUCAGGGUACGAGUCCUCCACACCUCCCACCAUCGUGUCACCGUCCACAGAGAACCAGAGCAGCAGCUCCAUAUCACCAGCAGCUUCAGCGGUCCAUCACACAGCCAGCCACAGCACGCUGUCGUCAAAUUUCAAUGAAUGGUACGUGUAAAUAUUUUUGAAAAACGCAUAAAAGACAAUGGAAAAUUUUAUGAAAAGAGGAGAGGAAAAAAAAAACUUCGACCUUUCUAAACAAAAAUCAGAAAGAUGGACGGAGGACAAAAAAAAGCACGGGAGGUGAAGUUAAAGACUGCCGUGAUGCAUGGACAGAAACAUGGACAGCUCCUCCUUUUACCGAGAGACUGCUGCACAGAAACAGAUCACAAAAGAAAAAGCAUGCUAUCUGCGGGUAGAGGCCUGAUUUUUCCUUUUCUUUCUUUCUUUCUUUCUUUUUUAUUUUUUUUGUAAAUAAGGAUUUUUGCCGAACUGGAGCACACAGCAAGAAAGAAAAAAAAUGAAAUGUAAUAUUUUAUUUUGUAAAUAUCACAGUUUUAAGGAGGAAUUUGUUAAAAUGUCAUGAAGACAUGAAAAUGGCCUCUAAGGUUGCUGUGGGGGAAAGAAUGUUUCUAGUUGUGUACCAAAAUGUGAAAUAUUCAGUAUUAUCACAGUCUACACGUCGACCUAACCGACUCUUAGUAUUAAUGUGCUUUUGUAGCCUAUCCAGUGCAGCAUAUUUUUAUUUUUUUUUUUUUUUUUUUUUUUUCUUAAUUUUUCGUCAAAUUAAGGUCCAGUUUGAAUAGCACAGAGUAUCAUUGUUGUUAUUUAAUGUCAUGUCGAUGAGUCGUGUAGUGAAAAAAAAAAUCGUGUCAAUCUGUUCAUGUACGUGCUAAAUAUAUAUAUAAAAAAUCUGUCAAUUGCUCUGUCUGAGAGGAAGUAUUAUUCCAUGUAAAGUAGCUGGGUUUUUCCACAUUUAUCCGCAUGUACAAGGGCCGGUAAUAUGUUAGAAAUGAUCGGUAUUUAUGGAGAAAUGCGCUCGUACAGUAUGUCAAAUUUUAGUUUACAAUAAUAUUAAUAAUAAUAAUGAAAAAAUGUUUGGAUACAUUUCGUACUAUAUUAAAGGACUGUAAAAAA
This is a messenger RNA of Cyprinodon variegatus (sheepshead minnow), 2590 nucleotides long. RefSeq names its product Zic family member 1 (gene zic1). Bases 306 to 1631 code for a protein of 441 amino acids. The transcript has 3 exons. Gene Ontology annotation, cellular component: nucleus. Gene Ontology annotation, biological process: regulation of transcription by RNA polymerase II; central nervous system development. Lineage: Eukaryota; Metazoa; Chordata; Actinopteri; Cyprinodontiformes; Cyprinodontidae. The record is from RefSeq and is a predicted model, not a curated record. Gene Ontology annotation, molecular function: DNA-binding transcription factor activity, RNA polymerase II-specific; RNA polymerase II cis-regulatory region sequence-specific DNA binding.